Messenger RNA from Coregonus clupeaformis (lake whitefish), 1899 nucleotides. RefSeq names its product chondroadherin-like. Gene Ontology annotation, molecular function: protein binding. Lineage: Eukaryota; Metazoa; Chordata; Actinopteri; Salmoniformes; Salmonidae. Bases 181 to 1272 code for a protein of 363 amino acids. Gene Ontology annotation, cellular component: extracellular matrix. The transcript has 4 exons. The record is from RefSeq and is a predicted model, not a curated record.
CUCUUGCCUUCCCUCUCUGAAUCCUUCUGCUCUCGCUUUCUCUCGCCGUGAGACUUUCUGGAGGACUUUUUCUAGCUUGGAGUGCCUGUCAAGCAGUGAGAAGAAGCUCUCAGGGAGAGACGGAAGACAGAUAAGGUGGACAGACUGACAGACACACAAGUCUAGAGUAGCAGCGUCAGCAUGCGGCGUGUGAGCUUCCUCUCAGUGUGGACCUACCUGCUGGUCCUCGGCCCGGUGGUAUGGGGCGCCCCCAGCCAGUGCCCGGCCCAGUGUCACUGCCACGGGGACCUGCAGCAUGUAAUCUGUGACAACGUGGGGCUAAAGAAUAUCCCGCAGGUGUCCGAGGCCACCCGUCUGCUCAACCUGCAGAGGAACAACCUGGGCAGCCUGCCCACCGGCUCCUUCGCCAGCAGCAAGGGUCUCAUCUCGUUGCACAUGCAGCACUGCCAGCUCCGCGAGAUCGGCGGCCAGGCCUUCAAGGGCCUCAAGAAGCUCAUCUACCUCUACCUGUCCAACAACGAGAUCACCAGCAUCAAGCCGGGCGCCUUCGAGGACCUCACCGAGCUCACCUACCUCUACCUGGACGGCAACCGCAUCAGCGACCUACCCAAGGGCAUCUUCUCGCCCAUGAUCAACCUGUUCAUCCUGCAGCUCAACGAUAACAAGCUGCGCGACAUCAAGCCAGGCACCUUCGCCGGAGCCAAGGACCUGCGCUGGCUGCACAUGAGUGGCAAUGAGAUGAGCUCGCUGCAGCCAGGCUCUCUGGACGACGUGGAGAACCUGGCCAUCCUGCACCUGGACAGGAACAGGCUGUCCACCUACCCCGGCCUGGCCAUGAGCAAGCUGAGAGUGGUGGAGGAACUGAGCCUGGCCAAGAACCCCCUGAGAAGCAUCCCUGACAACGCCUUCCAGAGCUUUGGACGCUACAUGGAGAAGCUGUACCUGGACGGCAUGGGGCUGGAGAAGUUUUCUGACGGUGCGUUCAACGGCAUGAGGGCCAUCAAGUCUCUGCACCUGGAAAACAACAAGCUCAAGUCCCUCCCCAAGAGCCUGGAGUUCACCACCAUCACCAACCUCACGCUCUCCAACAACCCCUGGAGCUGCACCUGCAUGCUAGCCCCUCUGCGCAAGUGGAUGGACUCUAGCCGCCAGCGCCCUGAUGCGCUCUGUGCCUCUCCAUCCUCACAGAGAGGAAAGCAGAUCAGGGAUAGCUCCGCCUUCAGCGACUGCACAGUUAAGACAAAGAGAGCCAAGAAGGGCACACGCCAUUAAAACAGGGGACGCUGCCUGAGGGGAAAGGCCUGUCCAGGUGACAGGCUCGGUACGUGUGCAGAGAAAGAAAGAAAGCAACGCUAACUGCUACUUAAAGACUGUCCAUCUCACUAUCUGCCAAAUAUCAAUGUCACAUGUACACACCUGGAGUGAUACAUGACACAAAUACAUCCCCCUUUCUUUUCAACGGCUGAAGAAUUUGUCAAGCAUCCCACAACCAACAUUCAGACAAGCAGCCAUGUUGACUCUCCUCCUCUCGCUCUCCCUAACGCCAGCUUUACACCCUCCUCUCUCAGGACCCCAUCACUUGCUGCCAAAGAAAUGGCCUGCAUCAUCCCCCAAGCCCCCCCUAAUAACCUUCCAAAUGGAAUGUUCCAGGCCAGGUCUCCCUUUAUUUAAUGUGGGUCACUCGGUUGGUCAUGUCUCGCUGUCUUGCUUCUCCUGUGAGAAAUUCUGUCAGACUGAGAAAACAUCCUGAAAGGACUGUGACCGUAAAACGGACAUUGACGUAGUGUGACUUGACCUGACUCCUCUCAAAACUCUGAUCAAAGGUAGUCCUGUGUAGCUCAGUUGAUAGAGCAUGGCGCUUGCAACGCCAGGGUUGUGUGUUCGAUUCCCACGGGGGGC